Coprinopsis cinerea okayama7#130 is the source of this 1290-nucleotide messenger RNA. RefSeq names its product AGC/PKA protein kinase. Lineage: Eukaryota; Fungi; Basidiomycota; Agaricomycetes; Agaricales; Psathyrellaceae. The record is from RefSeq and is a predicted model, not a curated record. The coding region runs from base 1 to 1290 and encodes 429 amino acids. The transcript has 6 exons. Gene Ontology annotation, molecular function: ATP binding; cAMP-dependent protein kinase activity. Gene Ontology annotation, cellular component: cAMP-dependent protein kinase complex. Gene Ontology annotation, biological process: peptidyl-serine phosphorylation; signal transduction.
AUGGGACCCGUACGAGCCAACAAGUCGACUCGCGAGGCGAGGAAUCACGUUGAGGCUGGCCCAACGCAGAGAUCGCCUCCUCAGGCUCCGUACGAAGAGAAGAAAGAGGAUGGUUAUGUUCUGGUCGCGGCAGGAAAGCUGGGAAGAGUGUAUAAGAGUGCUUAUGACGAGGAGCGAUUUGAGAAGCCUGUCCCAGACCCUGAACUCGUCCAACCUGUAUCUAAACGGCCACCGCCACUCGGGCUACAGGACCUUGAGAUCAUAAAGGCUUUGGGGGACGGAGCAGAAGGUCGGGUAUAUCUCGUUCGGACAACGCGUUCAAGCCACCCUUUGGAUCGGCCUGGCACCCUUUACGCUGUCAAGACGCAGAAGAAGAAAUACAAACGACAAGCUCUUCCCCCCGAAGCCCAUAUGCUCGAGAAAGACAAUGAACGUACAGCGCUAGCUCUAAUGGACUGGAACCCAUUUAUCGCAGGUGUUAUCGACAUCCUCCAUGAUGUCAAAAAUAUAUACACGAUUCUCGAACUCAUACCUUCUGGUACUCUCCUUUCCCUCAUCAAAUCACACGCCCCAAUGCCACCCACCAUCGCCGCGUUCUACUUUGCCAAUAUGUUCUCUGCGAUCGAGUACGUCCAUGCAUUGGGACUUGUCCACAGGGACAUUAAACCAGACAACUUCCUCCUUGGAGAGGACGGGUACUUGUCGUUGACGGACUUUGGGUUGACCGUGCCGGUUGAUGAUUUCCAGGUCGAUUGGGUGGACAUCGGAACCCCGUUGUAUCGUCCACCGGAGAUGGAUGUUCGUGCUUCUCCUGCUCAAGAGAAGGAAGGUGACGAGGAAGAAGUAGACCUCGACGAUAGACGUUCGGUUGAUUGGUAUUCCUCCGCCGUCGUACUUUAUGAGAUGGUUACGAGGACAGUGCCGUUCUAUGGCCGCACCAAACUCCAGACUAAUGCUUUAAAGGUGGAGAAAAAAUAUUCCUUCCCCAAGGACAUCAGGAUUGGAAGCCACUUCAAGGACCUCAUCAAGUCUUUGCUCGACCCCGAACCCUCCAACCGGCCACGCCCGGCGGAAAUCCAAGAAAACAAAUGGCUAAGCCGAAUCGACUGGGAUAAGUUGCACGAGAAGCAAUAUCUGCCGCCCCAUCUUCCAAAGAACCCGUCCGCCUCAAAGGGUAUGUGGCAUCGACAGCCCCUGCCGAAUCCUCAAGACGUUCCUGGACUCAAAGUCGUCUACCCGCCUUCACACAUCCUGCAUGACAAUCGCUUCCCGCCGAAACUAGAUCUCUAG